This is a messenger RNA of Gasterosteus aculeatus aculeatus (three-spined stickleback), 7232 nucleotides long. It is a transcript of the gene arfgef2, whose product is annotated as ADP-ribosylation factor guanine nucleotide-exchange factor 2 (brefeldin A-inhibited). The record is from RefSeq and is a predicted model, not a curated record. Gene Ontology annotation, molecular function: guanyl-nucleotide exchange factor activity. Gene Ontology annotation, biological process: regulation of ARF protein signal transduction. Lineage: Eukaryota; Metazoa; Chordata; Actinopteri; Perciformes; Gasterosteidae.
CUAUGCCAACAAUUUGCCCCGUCGGGGGAGGUCGCCGACUCCUCGGGGUGCUGUUGUCAAAACCCAGACAGCUGGGAGUCACGUGACGUGACGUGUCACCAGCAUGGCGGCGCUGAGUUGAGGUAGCGACUCGACUGACACCGCUAGUGUGGCUCUCGUUAGCUUUCCCUCGUCACCUGCUUGCUCGCCGGGGCCAGGCCGAGGAUGACGGCCUGAGAGAGGAGCGGUAACGACACCGAGAGAUGCAGCAGCGACCACAGCAGCGGCCACCACAGCAGCACUCCAAGGCUGAGAGCAGUAAAACCAAGAGCAUGUUUCUGUCCAGGGCGCUGGAGAAAAUCCUCUCGGACAAGGAGGUGAAGAGGAGCCAGAACAGCCAGCUGCGAAAAGCCUGUCAGGUGGCGCUGGAUGAAAUCAAGGCAGAGCUCGAAAAACAAAAGGAUGGCACAGUGGUCCCCCCGAGAGCCAACUACAUUGAGGCGGACAAAUAUGUGCUGCCCUUUGAGUUGGCCUGUCAGUCAAAGUCCCCCCGGAUAGUUAGCACGUCUUUGGACUGUCUGCAGAAGCUGAUCGCGUACGGCCACAUCACGGGCAAUGCCCCGGACAGCAGAACACCGGGCAAGAGGCUGAUCGACCGGCUGAUGGAGACCGUCUGUAACUGCUUCCAGGGCCCGCAGACCGACGAGGGAGUGCAGCUGCAGAUCAUCAAGGCCCUGCUGACGGCGGUGACCUCCCCCCACAUAGAGAUUCACGAGGGCACGGUGCUCCUCACCGUCAGGACCUGCUACAACAUCUACCUGGCCAGCCGUAACCUCAUCAACCAGACCACGGCCAAGGCCACUCUCACACAGAUGCUCAACGUGAUCUUCACCCGCAUGGAGAACCAGGCCGCUCUGGAGGCUCAGGAGCUGGAGAAGGACCGGCUGCGUCUGCCCCAGCAGAACCCGUCCCCGGUGCCCGGUAAUCAGAGGUCUGGCUCCCCCCGGUCUGACCGGACGCCGACCCCGGAGCCCCAGGGCUCGCCUUCCCCGGCAGCCAGUUCUCAGGACCUCGCUGCCACCAGCCCCACGCCUCCGGGCCCUGACCUGGAGCAGGACCCGGCGCCAGACACGCCAUCAACCAAUGGAGAACCUGAGGGCGGCAACGCUCCAUUGAAUGGAGGAGCGGAACAGAUCACGCCAUCGACGGAUUCCGUUUUUGGAGAGGAAGGUGUGGAGACAUCUCCUACAGGAGCUGAGCCAGGUGAGGAGGGGGACAAAUCAGAGAGCAGCCCCAAUCCACCAGAGUCAGCGACGUCCGACGAGGUGGAGGAGAAGCAACCGCCGACAGAGACCAACAGUGUGACAGGAGGUGAGCACCCACCCCCCCCUCUCGAGAAGACAGAAGCGACUCCCUCCACAGUCGGAACGGAGGGUCAGCAGAUGAACGGCAUCCUUGAGGACCGCUCUUCUGUUUCCUCCACGGAUUUGAUGGAUGCCGAGGCCCUGCAGGGACCCCACGGUGCCGCCCGAUUCUCCCACAUCCUGCAGAAAGAUGCCUUCCUGGUGUUCCGCUCUCUGUGCAAACUUUCCAUGAAGCCUUUGGCCGAAGGACCUCCGGACCCAAAGUCCCACGAGCUGCGCUCCAAGAUUGUCUCCCUGCAGCUGCUGCUCUCCGUGUUGCAAGGCGCCGGCCCAGUGUUUCGCACUCACGAGAUGUUUGUCAACGCCAUCAAACAGUAUCUGUGUGUGGCGCUGUCCAAAAAUGGCGUCUCUUCUGUGCCUGAGGUCUUUGAGCUUUCGCUGGCUAUCUUCCUCACAUUGCUCUCCCACUUCAAGGUCCACUUGAAGAUGCAGAUUGAGGUCUUUUUCCGGGAGAUUUUUCUGACCAUCCUGGAGACUUCGACCAGCUCCUUUGAGCACAAGUGGAUGGUUAUCCAGACACUGACACGCAUCUGUGCAGAUGCCCAGUGCGUGGUUGACAUCUACGUGAACUACGACUGUGACUUGACGGCAGCAAACAUCUUUGAGCGGCUUGUCAGCGACCUGUCAAAGAUCGCUCAGGGCAGGAGCGGCCAGGAGCUCGGGAUGACUUCCCUGCAGGAGCUGAGUCUACGUAAAAAGGGUUUGGAGUGUCUGGUGUCCAUCCUCAAAUGUAUGGUGGAGUGGAGCAAAGACAUGUAUGUCAAUCCAAACCUCCAAGCCAACCUCGGCCAGGAGCAUCCGUCCGAUAGUGACGGAGCAGAGCUGAAACUCUCAGAGCUGCUGGCGGGACGCCGGGACAGCAUUAGUUCUCUGGACUCCACCGUCUCCUCCAGCAUGGCGCUGUCCCAGGCGGACCAUCCCGAGCAGUACGAGGUUAUCAAACAGCAGAAGGAUAUCAUCGAGCACGGCAUCGAACUUUUCAACAAGAAGCCAAAGCGAGGCAUCCAGUACCUGCAGGACCAGGGCAUGCUGGGUUCUGCAGCCGAGGACAUCGCCCAGUUCUUACACCAGGAGGAACGUCUGGACACUACCCAGGUGGGAGAGUUCCUGGGCGAGAACAUCAAGUUCAACAUAGAAUCGAUGUACUGCUACGUGGACCUGUUGGACUUUUGCGGCCGUGACUUUGUCUCAGCUCUCAGAGCGUUCCUGCAGGGCUUCAGGCUCCCUGGGGAGGCCCAGAAGAUUGACAGGCUGAUGGAGAAGUUUGCUGCUCGAUACUUGGAGUGCAACCAGGGACAGACCCUGUUUGCCAGUGCGGACACUGCCUACGUGCUGGCGUACUCCAUCAUUAUGCUCACCACGGACCUGCACAGUCCUCAGGUAAAGAACAAGAUGACUAAAGAGCAGUACAUCAAGAUGAAUCGCGGAAUCAACGACAGCAAGGACCUCCCCGAGGAGUAUCUGUCUUCCAUCUACGAUGAGAUCGCAGGCAAGAAGAUUGCCAUGAAAGAGAGCAAAGAGUUCUCCAUCACCCCAAAGUCCAGCAAGCAGAGUGUAGCCAGCGAGAAGCAGCGGCGGCUGCUGUACAACGUGGAGAUGGAGCAAAUGGCCAAGACCGCUAAAGCUCUGAUGGAGGCCGUCAGCCACGCCCAGGCCCCCUUCUUCAGCGCGACACACCUGCAGCACGUCCGACCCAUGUUCAAGCUGGCGUGGACCCCCUUGCUGGCAGCGUUCAGCGUGGGACUGCAGGACUGUGACGACCCCGAGGUGGCCUCACUGUGUCUGGAGGGCAUUCGAUGUGCCAUCAGAAUCGCCAGCAUCUUCAACAUGCAGUUGGAGCGAGACGCCUAUGUCCAAGCCCUGGCCAGAUUCACCCUACUGACGGCCAGUUCCAGCAUCACGGAGAUGAAACAGAAGAACAUCGACACCAUCAAGACCUUGAUCACUGUGGCCCACACCGACGGGAACUACCUGGGCAACUCCUGGCAUGAGAUCUUGAGGUGCAUCAGUCAGCUGGAGCUCGCCCAGUUGAUUGGCACGGGGGUAAAGACGCGCUACAUCUCUGGCGUGGUCCGGGAAAAGGAGGCCGGCAUCAGAGGCUUACCCACCGGCACAGAGGAGUUCAUGCCCCUGGGCCUCGGUAACCUGGUGGGCAGUCAGGACAAGAGACAGAUGGCUCACAUCCAGGAGUCUGUAGGAGAGACCAGCUCUCAGAGUGUGGUGGUAGCUGUGGACAGGAUAUUCACUGGUUCGACCAGACUAGAUGGAAAUGCUAUCGUGGACUUUGUGCGGUGGCUGUGCGCCGUGUCCAUGGAUGAGCUGGCCUCGGUACACCAGGCGAGAAUGUUCAGCUUGCAAAAGAUCGUGGAAAUCUCCUACUACAACAUGAACCGCAUCAGGCUGCAAUGGUCUCGAAUUUGGCAGGUCAUAGGAGACCACUUCAACAAGGUGGGCUGUAACCCCAAUGAGGACGUAGCCAUCUUUGCCGUGGACUCACUGAGGCAGCUCUCCAUGAAGUUCUUGGAGAAAGGCGAGCUGGCCAACUUCCGCUUCCAGAAGGACUUCCUCAGGCCUUUUGAGCACAUCAUGAAGAAGAAUAGGUCCCCCACUAUCAGAGACAUGGUGAUCAGGUGCGUGGCUCAGAUGGUCAACUCCCAGGCGGCCAACAUCCGUUCAGGUUGGAAGAACAUCUUCUCAGUGUUUCACCAGGCAGCCUCCGACCACGAUGAGACCAUCGUGGAGCUGGCCUUCCAGACCACCGGCCACAUUGUCAUGAACACCUUCCGGGAGCACUUUGCAGCUGCUAUCGAUUCGUUCCAAGAUGCAGUGAAGUGCCUGUCAGAGUUCGUCUGCAACGCAGCUUUUCCUGACACCAGCAUGGAGGCCAUCAGACUCAUCCGACACUGUGCUAAAUACGUCUCCGAGAGGCCACAGGCCCUGAGGGAAUACACCAGCGAUGACAUGAAUGUUGCCCCUGGUGAUCGGGUUUGGGUUCGUGGCUGGUUUCCCAUUCUGUUUGAGCUGUCUUGUAUCAUCAACCGCUGCAAGCUGGAUGUCCGGACAAGGGGUCUCACGGUCAUGUUCGAGAUUAUGAAGAGCUACGGCCACACCUUCGAGAAGCAUUGGUGGCACGACCUCUUCAGAAUCGUCUUCCGCAUCUUUGACAACAUGAAGCUCCCCGAGCAGCAGACAGAGAAAACCGAGUGGAUGACAACGACGUGUAACCACGCUCUGUACGCAAUCUGUGACGUCUUCACCCAGUUCUAUGAGCCUCUCAGUGAAAUCCUGCUGGCUGACAUUUUCACGCAGCUACAGUGGUGUGUCAGGCAAGACAACGAGCAGCUGGCUCGGUCGGGGACCAACUGUCUGGAGAACCUGGUGAUCCUGAACGGGGAAAAGUUCAGCCCCGAGGUCUGGAACAUCACCUGCUCCUGCAUGCUGGAGAUCUUCCAAAACACCAGCCCUCACGCUUUGUUGACAUGGCGACCGUCUGGACAGGAAGACGAAGCUGUAGAUGGCAAGCAUUUUGAUGCAGAUGUCGAUACCCAGUCCCAGAGCAGCUACGACAGAGCUCUGUCUGAGAGAGGACACAGCCAGAUGUCCAGCGACGACACCUGGAAGGGCAAGUCCAAUGCUAGAGUUUCAGAUCAGAAGCUGUUUGCAGGACUGCUGAUUAAAUGCGUCGUACAGCUUGAACUCAUCCAGACCAUAGACAACAUUGUGUUUUACCCAGCAACCAGUAAGAAGGAGGAUGCUGAGAACAUGGCUGCUGCACAGCGGGACACUCUGGAGGAGUCUGAAGCUGGGGGAAGCCAGGCGGGCUCUGAACAAGGCAUGUACAAGCACAUGACCUCUGCACACCUCUUCAAGCUGCUCGACUGUCUCCUGGAGUCACACACAUUCGCCAAGGACUUCAACUCCAACAACGAGCAGAGGACAGCACUCUGGAGGGCCGGCUUUAAGGGGAAAUCUAAGCCCAACUUGCUGAAGCAGGAGACCAGUAGUCUCGCCUGCAGCCUGAGGAUUUUGUUCAGGAUGUACUCUGACAUUCAGCUGCAGGAUUCGUGGCCGGACAUCCAGACACGCCUGCUCCUGGUGUGUAGUGAAGCUCUGGCCUACUUCAUCAGUCUGACCUCAGAGAGCCACAGGGAGGCUUGGAACAGCCUGCUGAUGCUUCUGCUCACCAGGACGCUACGGCUCCCCGAUGAAAAGUUCAAGCCCCAUGCUUCCUGCUACUACCCCCACCUGUGUGAAAUGAUGCAGUUUGACCUGAUCCCCGAGCUGCGGGCCGUCCUCAGGCGCUUCUUCCUGCGCAUCGGCUCCGUCUUCCGUAUCGCCGCUCCCGAGGGGACGGCAGUUCGGCCUCCUUCGUCGUAGAGUGAGCGGGUGGCGGACGACGGGAUGGAGCUGCAGGGGGUUGAUGGCGGGCCGGCGUAGAUACCAGGUGGAGAACUUCCCUCUGGCCUCCUUGGUUUGGACAGUAAGCGAUUUAGAGAGGGUGCCGACAGAGUCUGUAGCUCUUGGGCCUCAGUUGAGGAGUGUUCAGCCUUUCUGCUGCACUCAGCUUGGCGAGAAGGCGCCGUCCAUCCUCCCUUCUUUCUCUCGGGGAUGAGCAGCACUGUGACCGGCACGCCGUCGCUCAUCCCCCCGACACUCAUCCACACUUGUAAUGGCAAGAAAGAACUGCAAACAAAUAAUUUAUUGAUAUUGUAUCUUGAUUUUGACUUUUCUUUCUUUUCUCCCCCCUGUUUGAAAUACUUACAAAAGAAGUACAUGCUGAGUGCAAAUGAACGAUACUGGUGAAUUCGAAAGGACUUUACAUUUGCGGCGUUGCAAAAAAUCUCUCGGCCAUCUGUGCCUGUUAGAAAACGACGACACAUCAGUGUCCCUUAAUGUGACUUUGGUGAUCUAAUCAAAAUAUGUUGUGAUGAUUAAUGUAUCAAACGUUUGUCACUUUAUUGUUUGUGUUCCCUCUUAUGUCUGUAUUAUUCAAUUUAUUAGGAGACCGAACGGGCUCAACUGGUGGUGAAACAAAUCUGCAUCUCUUACAACACUAUCAAAGAUUCUUUGUCCGUCUCUGUGACACAGCCGUCCUGUCAGCUUUAGAAUUUGUCAAUGAGACUUUACUUAUUUAUUUUGCUCACUCUAUUGACUCACUUGGUUUAAUUUGUUUCAUGAUUUGUUCGGGAUCAUCUCUGGUUUACAAUGAAAGGUUGGUUGAAAGACUGUUUCCCUCUGCCGUGCAUUCCUCUUCCAUUGACCCGGUGAGCCUCCGAAGGACUCGACUCCUUGCUUCAGAUCCACAGCUGGGUCGUAAACUCCUCCCCUUACCUGUCAGUCGGUGACACAGCGGUUGUCUAUUUCCCUCGCUCUUAUCCACAUCUGUUGCUCAACGUUUGCUCAUGUAUUACCACAACGCAGUGUAUCAACUGGCUCCAGAUGGUCGGUGUUGUAUCGCGUUCAACCACAGAGCGCUUCAGGAGCGAAAACCAAAACUCUCACCUACAGAGAUGCAAUCUCUGGAUCCUUUCUAGUUUAUUCCAUGCCUUUUUAAAAAAAAAAGGGAUCUCAUUUUUUUAAAGUGCAUUUAAAUAUUUUUUGAGAAGCAUUCCUCCCCUCGCAACUAUGGAUGUCUACUUUUCUUCCCUAAUGAUAGGGAAAUAAUAUAUAUAUAUAUACAUACAGUUAAUGGAAAAGAAGACUGUAAAGUUUUCAAUGUAAGAUACAUAGAAAUGAUAGCGCUAUACGGUUCUAUACAUACUAUUGUGAUGUAAUCUUCCAAACAUUUGGUGAAAUAAUCAAUAAACCUGAAUUGUGAUCCACUCUUGA